GCCCAGCACAAGUAUAUUGGGCGUCUGGGGUGUGAUUCACUGCGGCGUUGAAAACAUAGGCCACAGAGUAACUAAUCAGGUCUCCAACAACACGAGCAUCUCUGAAAUCUGAGUCGAGGGCCUUUGUUCACAGAGAGCGAAGAAGAUGGGAGGAGGACAUGGACAUGGCAUAACGUACAAGGGCGUCACCGUUCAUCAGCCAAAGAGGUGGCACACCGUCACCGGUAAAGGCUUGUGCGCCGUCAUGUGGUUCUGGGUACUUUACAGAGCCAAGCAAGAUGGUCCCGUAGUGCUGGGUUGGAGACACCCCUGGGAGGGCCAUGAUGAUCAUGGUCAUGGGCAUGACGACCAUCAUUAGAUCUCUUGUUGAAGAACCAAGAGUGGAAAUCAUCAAGGGAUUUAUUGUUGAGAGACUGCUGCAAAUGUUUUCGAAGCAUCUUUGUUGAUUUCUCUUUAAUAAAGUGAUUGUGAAAAAAGAGUGUGAUGGGCAGCUUAUGUCCAGUACAUCAAACUUUGUUUCAAAAUGUUAUUAAUCAUAUUGUAUGCUGUAAACAGAUGGGGAUGUUGAAAGAAUGAAAGUGGGAUUUGCGUUU
This is a messenger RNA of Fragaria vesca subsp. vesca, 593 nucleotides long. RefSeq names its product NADH dehydrogenase [ubiquinone] 1 beta subcomplex subunit 2-like. Gene Ontology annotation, cellular component: mitochondrial inner membrane. The record is from RefSeq and is a predicted model, not a curated record. Lineage: Eukaryota; Viridiplantae; Streptophyta; Magnoliopsida; Rosales; Rosaceae. The coding region runs from base 146 to 358 and encodes 70 amino acids. The transcript is spliced from 4 exons.